AUGUCCAGCAUUCAGAUCAGAAAGUUUCAGGAUGGGGACGCUGAGAGUGUGAGGGAGAUCUUCACCCUUGGGAUGAACGAGCACCUGCCCUCGUCUUUCAUGCACAUCCUGAAACAGCCGGUGACCCAGAUGCUUCUCUUCUGCACGUUCUGUGGCCUGUUGAUGAGCUCCAAGUCCUUCCUGCUGCCCAUCCUGGCGGUCACUCUCCUCCUGGCCGGAGCCCGGCAGAUGAUCGUCUACAUAUUCAGCAGUUACAUAGACGCCUCCAUGAAGAAUGACCUCAAGGACAUCGGCGAGGCCUACCUGAAGCAGAAGGACUCCUGCUUUUGGGUGGCUGAAAGCGACGGGCGGGUGGUGGGCACGGUGGCUUGUCUCCCGGCAGAAAGUGCCCCCGAGUGCCUGGAGCUGAAACGCAUGUCGGUGCGGCGCAGCCACCGCGGGAUGGGGAUAGCCAAGGCUCUGUGCCGAACGGUGGCCGAGUUUACUUGCGACAGGGGUUACCCCGCCGUCAUCCUCUACACCUCCAUGGUUGCGAAAGAUGCUCAGAAACUGUACGAGCACAUGGGUUACACGAAGAUCAGGGAGUUUGUUUUGCCUGAGUUCUUUGCCAAAAUUAUAAACUUCACGCUUCUGGAGAAGUACCGGGAUGAGGACGCCGAGAGCGUUAAGGAUGUCUUCACCUGGGGGAUGAGCGAGCAUGUGCCGUCGUCCUUUACACACAUGCUGAAACAGCCGUUGACCCAGAUGCUUCUCGUCUGCACGUUCUGUGGCCUGAUGACCAGCUCCAAGUCCUUCCUGCUGCCCAUCCUGGCGGUCACUCUCCUCCUGGCCGGAGCCCGGCAGAUGGUCGUCUACAUGUUCAACAGUUACAUCGACGUCUCCCUGAAGAAGGACCUCAACGACAUCGGCGAGGCCUACCUGAAGCAGAAGGACUCCUGCUUUUGGGUGGCUGAAAGCGACGGGCGGGUGGUGGGCACGGUGGCUUGUCUCCCGGCAGAGAGUGCCCCCGAGUGCCUGGAGCUGAAACGCAUGUCGGUGCGGCGCAGCCACCGCGGGAUGGGGAUAGCCAAGGCUCUGUGCCGAACGGUAGCCGAGUUCACUCGCGACAGGGGCUACCCCGCCGUCAUCCUCUACACCUCUGUGGUGCAAACCGAUGCUCAGAAACUGUACGAGCACAUGGGUUACAAGAAGAUCAGGGAGUUUGUUGUCCCCGAGUUUUUUGCCAAAAUCAUGAACUUCACCCUGUUUGAGUACAGACUCGACGUGCGGGGGGACGAAAAAAGAGACUGA
Menidia menidia (Atlantic silverside) is the source of this 1290-nucleotide messenger RNA. The record is from the annotation of a GenBank genome assembly. NCBI's taxonomy places the organism in Eukaryota, Metazoa, Chordata, Actinopteri, Atheriniformes, Atherinopsidae.